AUGUCUCCUAGAUCUCCUCACUUGUAUUAUAUUUUACCCGGCUGUUGGGAAUUGAAAAUGAACAACAAGUACAUGAGGUAUUAUAAAAACUUUAAACCUCCACCUUUUGCUCCCACGUACCGACCAACUGAGGAAGAAUUUGACGACCCUAUAGAAUAUGUGAAGAAAAUCAAACCUGAAGCAGAAAAAUAUGGUGUCGUCAAAAUUAAACCUCCAAAGAGUUUUCAACCGCCGUUUGCAAUCAGGAGUGAAAAUUUUACUUUUACUCCACGAGUUCAAAGGUUAAACGAAAUUGACGGGUUAAUUCGACUGCGAUUGCUUUUUGAGAUGGAAAUUACUGCCUUUUGGGAGCUCCAAGGUUUUGAUUUAAAACCUCCAACAAUAGAUAAUAAAUAUAUAGACCUUUACAAACUAAGCAGGUCUGUUGUUGAAAAAGGCGGUGGUGAAUACCUAACACAGCAGAAAAAAUGGUACCAGGUUGGCAAGCAGCUCGGUCUAACUAGUCAUCAGUGUCCACGACUGCACGACAUAUAUUAUAAAUGGGUGGUUCCUUUUGAAAAAUGUCUCAAGGAAAUAGAAGAAGAGAGAGAACUAAAUGGAGGAUCAGAGACAGAGUGCAUUCAAAAUGUAGACGGUCGUCGCCGGAUUGUAGAACCGAAGAGUCGUAUGAUGGCUGGUUAUCGUAAUCCGCCUAAGGGAAAAAAAACAAAGGACGACUCUGUGGAUGAUGUGGUUUGUAAACAUUGCAAGAAAGGUGAUGAUGAGGAUCGUCUCUUACUGUGUGAAGAGUGUAAUGCUGCACAGCAUACAUAUUGCUGUAAUCCACCUUUAACUGAUGUCCCUGAAACCGAGUGGCGUUGUUACCAGUGCAUUAAAGCGCGAGUAAAGUCAAUUGGAGAGAAUUUUGGUUUUCAUGACGCACAGCAGGAAUAUAAUUUGGUUACAUUUGCGGAGUUUGCUAAUAGUUGGAAGCGAGAUUACUUUCAGAAGAAGAUCCUUGAAACGACUCCUGAAGAAGUUGAAAGGGAAUUUUGGAGGAAAGUUGCUGAUUUGAAUUGCGACACUUCAGUCAAGUAUGGCGCUGAUUUAUUGGCUAGUAAGGUUGGCAGCGGUUUUCCGAUUCUUUCUGGAAGUCAAAAGGCAGGGCAGAAAAGAAGGAAAAGUGAUGCAAAUUGGAAGAAGUAUGCAGAGCAUCCAUGGAACUUAAAUAAUAUGCCGAUACUUAAGGGUUCUGUUCUUAGUCAUAUCGAUUCAGGAAUAUCGGGGAUGAUGGUGCCGUGGGUUUAUAUAGGUAUGUGUUUUACAACAUUUUGUUGGCACACAGAAGAUCACUGGACCUACAGCAUUAAUUACAUGCAUUGGGGCGAACGGAAAAUAUGGUAUGGAGUAUCUGGUGCGGAGGGGGAAAAAUUUGAUGAGGUUGUAAAUAAUCUUGUGCCUGAUUUGUUCCAGAAACAUCCAGAUUUGCUUCAUCAUUUGACCACCAUGAUAAAUCCUAUGAUUUUAAUAGAAAAUGGCAUUCACGUUUAUACUGUGCAUCAGGAACCCGGAGAGUUCGUUAUUACUUUUCCGCGUGCUUAUCAUGCCGGGUACAAUGAAGGCCUUAAUUGCGCUGAGGCUGUUAAUUUUGCUCCUCCAGACUGGCUUAGAUUGGGACGUUUAUGUAUUGCUGACUACGCCAAGGUGCAUCGUAAGUGCGUUUUUUCCCAUGACGAACUCGUCGUUCGUAUGGUCGAAAAAGUAGGGAACAUGGAUUUCUUCAUGAAAUGUGCUUUGUAUGAUGAGCUUGAAAAAAUUGUAUCUAAAGAAAGCAAAUGGCUAGCUCGAUUCCCAAAGUCCAAGCAUAGAUACGAAAGAACGAAGUUUGAGCGGAUUUAUGACGAUCAACGCGAGUGCAUUUUUUGCAAAACUACGCUUUAUCUUUCAGCUUUAGAGUGCAAGCACGCGAGACUAUCGUGUUUGAGACAUUCGGACCACUUAUGUGAGAAAUGCGUGGGCGAAGAUUAUUAUGUCAAGUAUCGUUAUACAAUCGAUGAGUUAACAGAUAUGAGGAAGGACGUCGCUAGCACAGUCGAACAUUAUGUUAAAUGGAAAGAGAAAGCUACAGCUUUUCUCCACUGUUCGGAUACUCUGAAACCGAGUUUGGAAGAUAUUUGCGAAUUGGUGAAUCUUUCGACUGUUCAGCGGUUGCCUUCCUGUGAUUUAAUGGAAAAGUUGAAUUGUAUAAUUAAGGAUUGCAAGUCUGUUUUUGAUAUGGUCGAAAAUUUGCUCUCUCCUCUCAAUCGUAACAAGACAUAUGAUUUUGAUUGUGUAAUGAAACUGAAAGAAAAAAUUGAUAAGUUGCCCUGCCCGUUACCAAACAACUUAUCUGGUUUUCACCAAUUUUUCGGUCGGUUAGUUGAAUGGAAAAAUAGAGCUAAGAACAUGGAUAUUGUCAGUUGUGGUGAAGGCAUUGACUAUGAAUCGAUCAUCAGUGAAUUGAAAAGAUUGAUCGCCGAGGCCGAUUUUUUCCACAUAGUUCUUCCGGAAGUGGAAAGACUGAAACAAAAGCUUGUUGUGCAUUCGUGGCUUCGUGAUGCUUACAAACUUCUCCGCUGGCGAUACAGCUGCAACAGAAAAAAAUUAGAUGGUGGUUAUUUUCCUAAAGCAGCCUUGGAGGAGCCACAGAAGUGGAGGCUAAAAGAAGUAGAAAAGCUUAUUGAUGAUGGUACAAGACUUAUGGAGACAAACGGAGAGAUUCAAGAUGUUGUUGACGAAGUCCACUCUUGUAUGAAGCUUGGUUGGAACAAAGAGUUUUCAGCAGAAAAAAUUCUUUUGAAUGAACGUAAUGAAGGAGUCGGUGUGGAGCGAGCAAACGAAAUUUGGGGUGAUUUUGAAGUAUGCGACUGGUUAUCUAUGGAAAAAUUGGAUGAACUGCGGAAUGAAAUUGUUAAAGCGAGAAAUAUACAGAAAUUGUACAUUGAAGGCAAAGGAAGGUCUGAUAUCACUUUUUCUGAUCUGGAAACUUACGAUGGUCUUUGUUCACAGUCAUUUUUUAUGAACCAUUCACGAACUCAUUUGGAGAUUAUUGAGGCCAGAAGCGCUUUGCAAGAUUUCAUGAAAGAUAUUGAAUCGCUUUUUAGCGACACUUCAACAAAUUAUACUUUAUACGAGGCAUCUAGUUUUAAUUCUUAUUUUGAAAUAUACCACAUAGAUGGCUCACUUUGUCCUUCCAUAUUUGCUUUACGAGAACUGAAUAUGAAACGGAACACCCAAGAAACUUGCGGAUGUGCUGAAUCACAUCCGAACGAAGAGGUUUCUCUAAUAUGUUGCUUGUGUCGUGGCAAGACUCAUGGUUCGCCAUAA
Messenger RNA from Enterobius vermicularis (human pinworm), 3345 nucleotides. Lineage: Eukaryota; Metazoa; Nematoda; Chromadorea; Rhabditida; Oxyuridae. The record is from the annotation of a GenBank genome assembly.